Molecule: messenger RNA, 1689 nt
Organism: Solanum verrucosum
Lineage: Eukaryota; Viridiplantae; Streptophyta; Magnoliopsida; Solanales; Solanaceae
Product: alpha-galactosidase-like
Exons: 15
Coding region: 201-1442 (413 amino acids)
Biological process (GO): carbohydrate metabolic process
Molecular function (GO): hydrolase activity, hydrolyzing O-glycosyl compounds
Source: RefSeq, a predicted model, not a curated record
AUUUCCAUCUACCGACUGCCCACAUAGCAUUAAGAAAUACUACUAUAUAUAAAUAGCUCAUUCACACAUUAAAACCCCAAAGUUUAGCUUCAAUUUCCCCUUUCACUUAAAGGGGCUACCUCUUUCUUCACAUUUAAAUAUUACCGUCAAUUUUUGUAGUCAAAGCCAAAACCGAAGCCUACCAGAAAAACCACAGAAGGAUGUCAUCAACUUCACCACUUCUACUAUGGUGCUGCUUGUAUUUGUGUCUGGCAACAACGACGCCGACGAUAUAUUCUCGUUUACAGCCACGAAAUCUGAUCGUAGAUUCAAAUUCCAGUGCGAAAGAGUUCAACCGCAGAAACCUCUUGGGCAAUGGCCUUGGCCGAACUCCGCAAAUGGGAUGGAGCAGCUGGAAUCAUUUUGGUUGCAAUAUAGAUGAGAACAUGAUAAAGGGAACAGCUGAUGCAAUGGUAUAUACUGGACUUGCUUCUCUUGGAUAUGAGUACAUCAAUAUAGAUGAUUGUUGGGCCGAAGGCAAUAGAGACUCGCAGGGAAAUAUGGUUGCUAAAGGUUCAACUUUUCCUUCUGGGAUUAAAGCACUAGCAGAUUAUGUUCACAGCAAAGGAUUAAAGCUUGGAGUUUAUUCUGAUGCUGGGACUCAGACGUGUAGUAAACAAAUGCCAGGUUCAUUAGGACACGAAGAACAAGACGCAAAAACUUUUGCUUCCUGGGGUGUUGAUUACUUGAAGUAUGAUAAUUGUAACAAUGAGAAUCGAAGUCCAAGAGAAAGGUAUCCCAUAAUGAGCAAUGCUUUACAAAACUCUGGAAGGGCUAUAUUUUAUUCCAUGUGUGAAUGGGGAGAUGAUAAUCCUGCCACGUGGGCUUCCUCUGUUGGAAAUAGUUGGAGAACUACUGGAGAUAUUACUGAUGAUUGGAACAGUAUGACUUCUCGAGCAGAUUUGAAUGACCAGUGGGCAUCUUAUGCUGGUCCAGGUGGCUGGAAUGAUCCAGAUAUGUUAGAAGUUGGAAAUGGAGGAAUGGAUUUUGGAGAAUAUCGUUCUCAUUUCAGUAUUUGGGCAUUAGUAAAAGCACCUUUAAUUAUAGGUUGUGAUUUAAGAUCAAUGGAUAAUACUGCCCAUGACAUUCUAAGCAACUCAGAGGUCAUUGCAGUCAAUCAAGAUAAACUUGGAGUUCAAGGUAAAAGAGUUAAGCAGUAUGGAGAUUUGGAGGUUUGGGCAGGGCCUUUAAGUGGGAAAAGAGUAGCACUUGUGCUAUGGAACAGAGGAUCAUCAAAGGCUGAUAUAACUGCUUAUUGGUCUGAUAUUGGCCUUGAUUCUUCCACUGUUGUUGAUGCAAGAGACUUAUGGGCUCAUUCAACAAAAGGAUCAGUUAAAGGACAAAUAUCAGCCAGUGUUGAAUCACAUGAUUGCAGCAUGUAUGUUCUUACUCCCACAAAAUAAGUUCAACCACAUUAAUCAAAUGUUAUAAUUGAUAUGGAAAAACACCACAUUGCUGGAGGAGUACUCAUACAUCAUUUAGUUAGACUAAGAAAAAUAAAUUAAAGGGAUUUUGUAAUUAUUAUUAAUUAGUAUAUUCUCUUUUAUUUUAUAUAGUUAAGAGCCAGUUUCUUUGUAUCGUAUCGAACUUAAAUAGUGAAUUUUGUGUGGGGAGAAUUUGAUAUGAGAUAUAUAUCAUUAUGUUUUAUAU